Equus quagga is the source of this 543-nucleotide messenger RNA. It is a transcript of the gene CHCHD7, whose product is annotated as coiled-coil-helix-coiled-coil-helix domain containing 7. The transcript has 5 exons. The record is from RefSeq and is a predicted model, not a curated record. Bases 251 to 508 code for a protein of 85 amino acids. Lineage: Eukaryota; Metazoa; Chordata; Mammalia; Perissodactyla; Equidae.
CGCCGAUUGGGCCGGCGGCCGCCGGGGAGCGGGGGCAGCACGUUGGGAUGCGCGCUACUUAAGGUCCAGCUGCGUGAGCCAUUGACGUGUUUGGAGCUGGAGACGGCCUGGGCGCUGGAGAAGCGGCAGCCCGAGGUCGAUCUCCUUUAGCUUCGACGUCCUGAUUUUUCCCAUAAUAGAAGAAACUGAACUAGGUGACUCUUGAUUGAGAAUACCUCCACUUUUCAAGAGCUUUAAGAAGACUACUAGGAUGCCCAUGGUCACACGGAGGCUGAGAGAUCCUGACAUAAAUCCUUGCUUGUCGGAAUCUGAUGCUUCUACCAGAUGUAUGGAUGAAAAUAACUAUGACAGGGAAAGCUGUUCCACUUACUUCUUGAAGUACAAAAACUGCCGGAAAUUCUGGAACUCUAUCAUGAUCCAGAGAAGACAGAAUGGAGUGAAGCCAUCUAUGCCUACAGCAGCAGAAAGAGAUGAAAUCUUGGGAGCAAUGGGAAAGAUGCCAUAUUGAAUGUUUGCAUUAAAAUUGUUUAACUUAGAAGCAGA